Messenger RNA from Larimichthys crocea (large yellow croaker), 2932 nucleotides. Its product is annotated as RING finger protein 11. NCBI's taxonomy places the organism in Eukaryota, Metazoa, Chordata, Actinopteri, Sciaenidae. Gene Ontology annotation, molecular function: ubiquitin protein ligase activity. The coding region runs from base 502 to 966 and encodes 154 amino acids. The transcript has 3 exons. Gene Ontology annotation, biological process: ubiquitin-dependent protein catabolic process. Gene Ontology annotation, cellular component: ubiquitin ligase complex. The record is from RefSeq and is a predicted model, not a curated record.
GCGCGGUAUUUCUCCCGCACGUCAUAUCCAACGGACCGAUAACAUGUCCUCCGGUUGAAGAAAGAAGCUAACAGGGAAGCGACAAACUGUUUAAUGUCACUCUCGAAGUGAAAAGGCGGAAAUGUCGCUACGGUCCAACACUCAUCCCGCUCAGUGUCACAGCCACAGCUGCUGCUGAAGUAGACACUUUGUAGGAUUUGUGAUUGUUGCCGAGGAAUGAGCGAUAAUUGUCGAGGAAGUCGCCCAGCUGGCUGCUAGCUCCGUUAGCAAAGGGAGUCCUUUGUUUUGUUUUCAGUCUCCGAGCAAACAUGAAGACAAACUAGUGCGAGCAGCUGCUCCGACGUCAGACGCGUGUGUGCGCUUUCACAGUCAUGUUCACGGUGUCUCUGGCUGCAGGUCGUUGAAGUGUAACUUUAUAUCACAAAGAGAAAACUAACAUUAGCCAGCCGAGAGCAACUUAACCACAACACACGAAAGAUCUGCUUAUUAUACACGAAGAUAAUGGGCAACUGUCUCAAGUCUCCGACAUCGGACGACAUCUCUCUGCUUCAUGAAUCCCAGUCAGACAGGGCGAGUUUCGGCGACGGGACAGAUCUAGACCUGGAGCCACCUCCGCCGUACCAGGAGCAGGCUCACAUGCCCAUGUACCAUCCCACGCCUAGUCAGGCCCGUCUGGCCACCCAGCUGACAGAGGAGGAACAGAUCCGCAUAGCUCAGCGCAUCGGCCUCAUCCAGCACCUCCCUAAGGGUGUUUAUGAUGGAGGGCAAGACGGCUCGGAGAAGAAGAUCAGAGAAUGCGUGAUCUGUAUGCUGGACUUUGUAUACGGGGACCCUAUCCGGUUCCUGCCGUGUAUGCACAUCUACCACAUGGACUGUAUAGACGACUGGCUGAUGAGAUCCUUCACCUGCCCCUCCUGCAUGGAGCCUGUGGAUGCUGCCCUGCUGUCCACCUACGAGACCAACUAAUAUUUCACCCCUCCUUCCCCAAGCUUAGGUCAAAUAUGGCCCCUUCAGCCCCAAACACACACACACAAACUUAACAACUGUCCUCUUAUAGAGUGAGAGGAGCUUAAACAUGUGUUUUUUGUUUUCUUGCACUUUGAAAAAUUCAAAAUUAACUCACCUAACGUUGGCCUUCCAUUCCCCUCCAGGUCUAAAUAAGCUGGUCUUGGGCAUCAGUUACACAACUCAGUAAGAAACUGUUUCCAGAUGUGUGGUUGUAUUUGUGUGUGUUUGACAUGCUGAAACAGCGUCCAGUGCUUCUGCUGAUAGUGGGCACAUUGGAUGUGUGUGUGUCUGUGUGUGUGUGUGUGUGUGUGUGUGUGAGCUGUUUGGAUUGUUUGUUCAGUGACUGUGCAUUUCCAUUUGAGCCGGCCUCAGUGGAGUUUCUCCCCACCUGACCCCAGUCCACCUUCAUUCCCAGUUAGUUGUUAAAAUGGACAGUUAGGCUGACAGAUUAUUGACCAAAACGUUACGAGGUGUUGCUACAGAAUGUAGUUUUUCUGUGGCAACAGUCAGCAAAGACUUCCUCGACAUAUUGAUCUCCUAAACACGCUCUCACUUUUAAAAUGGCCCUACACUUUGGAGAUAUGGCAACACACAGCUGAAGUUUACACUGUUUGUGUUAGAUAAUAAAGAAGAUCUCCAGUUAGUCAGGAUUACAGAAAAAAUGAUGCACACACUUAACAGAAAACAUCCAAAGUGUAUGUACACAAUGUACACCCAAAGGAGACCAAGGCCAGACUAAAAAAAUGAAAAUGCUUUGAGGUGAAGAGAAAUAAUGUUGUAUAACAUUAACGUUCACCAGACGGUAUGUAAAGCAGCUGGCAGCCAAUGUAAAGGGCUCAUUUGUGCAUGGGCAGGUGGAUCAGUCAGUCAAAACUUAGAAAUGCUUGCACACGUUUCAUCUGAUCCAGAGAUUUGCACUUUACUUAUAGGACAGUAUCUAAACAAUAUAUUAAUAUAUGUACCUUAUAACCUUGCACUAUCAAUACUUCAUUCCUUUAUUUCCUGAGAUGCAAAAGUUAAAUAGCUGAUAACGAUAUUUUCAAAGCUGUCAGUAGUCACUUAUCACGUCGAAGUAAGCCUGAUGAUGUAGUUCAUGAAAUCUGUGAUACAGUAGUGUGAGCCUCCGCUUUGUUCCGUUUUGAUUUUUGUGUGUUUUGCGUGUACGUGAAGGGACAGAGGCUUGCUCCGGUUCAAAGGAGACGUUCGACAUUUCAGGAAAUGCGUUUGUCCACUUUCUCGUCAAGAGUUAAGAUUGAUAUCAAUCUGAUUGUGUGCCUAAAGGAAGCUGGAGCCAGGCACUUAACUGAGCAUAAAGACUGUAAGCAGGAAGAAAUGGCUAGCAUGGUUAGGAUGCUCAAAGAUCUGCUGACCAGCAACUCUGAAGCUCAGUAAGUUGUGGUUUUACGACUGUUCAACAACACAGUGUACCAGCAUUUAGCUCUCUAAAUUGUUUAGCUGUUUACCCCUGCUUCUACUCUUUAUACUGAGUUAAACUAAUCGCCUCCUUCAUCUAGCUCUGUUUAUGGCGUACAGAGGUGAGAUGUGGUUUCAAUCUCAUCGCUCGGCGAGAAAGCAACUGAUCAUGUUUCCUUAAAUUUCAAACAGUUCCUUUUAAAGAAAGAAAACUGAAUCCGCAUUAAUACAAAGUCACUUUCUUUAUCACGUCACAUUUUUUUUGUUUUAUUACACAAUGAUUGUUUUAUUUUCAUUCACUGUAGCAGUAGUUUCGAUCGUUACCUUUUUAUUUGUGUCAUAGUUUGGUGAUAGUGUGGCUGUAUUAUUUUUUUUUUCUGUUACCUGUGUUGUAUCUUCUACCUUCACGUUAUUUGUAACAUUAGUAUAAAAUCCACUGUGUAUUUAGGAGAGUAGGUAUAUGUAAUGUUUACACUGGUUUAAGCCUGACUGUGCGAACCUCUGUCCCGAA